AUGGCCAAUAACGAUAAUUUUGCACAAGACGUAACCGAAAAUCAACUUAAUGGAAAUGCAGAGAAUGGUGGUGGAGAUUCACAGCAAGAAAAUAAUAGUGCUGAAGCCCCCGGCCGUGAUGAUGACAGAAAACUCUUUGUUGGAGGCCUGAGCUGGGAGACCACAGACAAGGAAUUACGUGAUCACUUCAGUGCUUAUGGAGAAAUCGAGAGCAUCAAUGUCAAGACUGAUCCUAAUACGGGUCGAUCACGAGGGUUUGCCUUUAUCGUGUUUAAGGCUCCUGACUCCAUAGACAAAGUGAUGGCUGCUGGUGAACACACAAUUAAUAACAAGAAAGUAGAUCCCAAAAAGGCCAAAGCGCGACAAGGCAAGAUCUUCGUCGGCGGCCUGAGCAGUGAAAUUUCAGAUGAGGAAAUCAAGAAUUUCUUCAGCAACUUUGGAACGAUCAUGGAAGUUGAGAUGCCUUUCGACAAGACAAAGAACCAAAGGAAGGGAUUCUGUUUCAUCACAUUCGACUCCGAGCAAGUGGUCAAUGAACUGCUCAAGACACCCAAGCAGACUAUCUCCGGAAAGGAGGUGGACGUGAAGCGCGCGACGCCGAAGCCCGACGGCCCCGGCGGCAUGGGAGGGCGCGGCGGGCGCGGGGGACGCGGCCUGCGAGGGGGGCGCGGCCGCGGCGGCUACGGCGGCCAGGGCGCUUGGGGUAACGGUGGCUACGGCGGCUAUGGCUACGGCCAGGGUGGCUACGGCGGCGGAUACGACGGUUACGGCUAUAGCGGCUACGGAUACGACGGAUACGGUGGCUACGGCGGUUACGAUUACUCUGGAUACCCCAAUUACGACUACGGCGGGUACGGAGGGUACGAGGGCGGGUACGGCGCACGCGCGGCUCCGCGCGGCAAAGGUACUGCACUGCCUUGUCCUGUCUGUACUGUACUUUGUAGAGUAGGUUGCCACCGCGCUGGCGGCCGGGUACCAGGGGGGCAAGCAGCGCGGAGGCGGCGGCGGCGGCGGCCGCGCCAACCAGAGGCACCAGCCCUACUAAACACGCGAGUACCUGCCGAUAGUCAUCUCAGUCCAAUAGUGAGGUUAAGUCACCGGUCAUGA
Messenger RNA from Arctia plantaginis, 1107 nucleotides. The record is from the annotation of a GenBank genome assembly. Lineage: Eukaryota; Metazoa; Arthropoda; Insecta; Lepidoptera; Erebidae.